Messenger RNA from Hyposmocoma kahamanoa, 1605 nucleotides. It is a transcript of the gene Ugt2, whose product is annotated as UDP-glucuronosyltransferase 2B15-like. The record is from RefSeq and is a predicted model, not a curated record. The transcript is spliced from 4 exons. Gene Ontology annotation, molecular function: UDP-glycosyltransferase activity. The coding region runs from base 37 to 1605 and encodes 522 amino acids. Lineage: Eukaryota; Metazoa; Arthropoda; Insecta; Lepidoptera; Cosmopterigidae.
GGACACAUUUAUAUUAAGUUUUUAAAUUGUGUAACCAUGAGGUGGUUUCAUGUCGGUGCAGUGUUAAUUCUAUCAUAUGUUUGCCAUGUGCAAUGUUCUUCUAUUCUCGCACUAUUCUCUUCAUUAUCUCAUUCUGAUCAUUUUGUAUUCAGAGGAUUGGCAACAAAACUUGCGCAACGAGGUCAUAAUGUUGUGAUGAUGACGCCUUAUCCUGGACAUUUCACGUAUCCCGAGAUUGAAAAAAUUGUGGAAUUGGAUGUCGGACAAGAGUCUGGGGCAUAUUGGGAUGAGUUUAAGAAUCUUAUGUCAAAUACAGAAGAUUAUUAUACCAGAAUGCGGGCGAUCAAUGAGUUUAACGUUAAAUUAGCCAUUUCUCAGCUUAAAUCUAAACAAAUGACUGCCCUAUUCAUUAAUCCCAAUAUCAAAUUCGAUCUUGUGAUUACUGAAGCUGAUGUUCCAGUGCUGUACGCGGUGGCAGACAAGUACAAAGUUCCACAUAUUGCGAUUACGACAACUUCGGGGAAAAUACACCAGUACGAAGCCAAAGGAAAUCAGAUUCACCCGAUAUUAUAUCCAGAUGUUAAUACCUUGAACUACGGAAAUCUGAAUCUAUGGCAAACGUUGGUUGAAGUUAAUAGGUACAUACAAACUAGAAACGAAUAUUACAACAACUAUUUGCCUCUAUGCGAAAUCGCCGCCAAGAGAAUUCUUGGGUUGAAGAGAAAUCUCAUAGAAGUUGAACAAGAUAUUGAUGUUUUGUUCAUUGCUGCUAACCCAUUGUUAGUUGGAAAUAGACCCACUGUUCCAAGCACAGUAUUCACUGAUCUGCUGCAAAUCGUUCCUGGAUUAAGUUUACCUAAGAGUUUGAAAACAGCUUUAGACGCAGCAAGAAAAGGCGCCAUAUAUUUUACUAUCGGAGCUGUUCAAGAGUCAGAGGAGUUGGCUCCUCAUAUUUUACAGACUUUAGCAGAUGCCUUUAGUCAGCUACCCUUCACUGUGUUGUGGAAGAUCGAAAAUGUUACCAUAAACAAACCUGAUAAUGUUAUUGCCCAUCCUUGGUUUCCUCAACAGGAAGUUUUAGCUCAUCCCAACGUAAAAGCGUUUAUAACUCAUGGAGGUUUACGUUCUUUGGAAGAAGCAGUGUAUUACGAAGUGCCAAUUAUCGGCCUGCCUAUUGUCAAAUCAAGAAAACCAUUUCUGCAACUGAUCACGAGGCAUGGUGCUGGUGAGAUUAUAGACCCUUACCAUUUAGAAAAGGAUUCAUUGAAAUCUAUUAUCUCUGUUGUUGCUACCAAUGACAGGUACAAAAAGGCAAUGACCACACUUAAAGCAAAGAUAGUAAACAACUUAAACUCUGGGCCAGAGAACGCAGUCUGGUGGACAGAAUACGUACUGCGAAAUGGUGGUGCUCGUCACUUACGCGCCCCUGCGGUUGGUGUUACUACUAGAGAAUACUAUCUUUUGGAUAUUGUACUUGUUUUCUUACUAGGAGGCGUAGUGAUCCUCUGGCUGGCAACUAAAAUUCUUCUAUCAAUCGCAAGAACAGUUGGCAGGAAAUUUCAAAAGAAGAACAUAGAUUAUACCGGAAAAUUCAAAGCGUUGUAG